ACAUCAUCCUCCAUCGAAACAAAGUUUUCGAUGCAGCAACUUCCAAUCUCCGCGUAGCAUUUUUGCUUCCGGUCUUUCUCAGAAACUGCUACACUUCGCAGUAAACAUGGCUUCGCAGCCCCAGCAAUUUUGGAGCGAGUCCGACCAACGGUGGUUGAGGUCAGGUUAUGACAUAAAUUGCCAGAAAGUAUUUCAUGAAUACUAUGACGCACUACAACAACAGUGGGCGUUUUUCAGAUGGGCAGAACGAAACGAUUCUUCCUAUGUCUCUGGCCCUGCCGAAUAUCCCCGCGGGGAAGGACCACGGCCUACUACGUUCGACACAAAGACUUUUUCCAACCAGGAAAAGUGUUCUCGGUUCUUUUCACAGAGUCAGCUGGUAAUACAGCCAUGACUAACUACAAACGUGAUGAUAUUACAACGAUUAGGUUUGGGGAAAUGGUUCACGCCCAAAUCCGACGCUUCAUCGUUGUCCAGCAGAAACGAGAAUUCUGUUACGCUCUCCCAAUCUUCACUUACAACAAACAAGGGACGAAGAAACCCGGUGUGGUACCGUCUGAACACGCCAUAGCUUAUAGCUAUGGUUACGAGCCUAUUUUACUACCAGGGGAAGCGCGACUUGAGAAAGACCCAAUAUGCAUUGUUUCAAAUGAUUCGGAGCCCCUGAGUACAGCGUCAAGAAUAUAUUUCGGUAUUCAUCAUCCUAUCCAAUAUAAUGUUAAGGUGAAGGAUCUUGGAGGUUACAGGACAAGACGGUUAUUCAGCGACAGCGACGGGAAUCUUUACCCAGACGCAAAACUCAGCCUGGACACAUCAAGAGAACGAGAAUACUUUGAGCCCGUUAAGAAUCCGCGCGCGUUUUUCAAGAAAGGUCGGGUUUUCGAGUCUUCACAAUGGGGAUCUCAGUUGUCCGCAGUAGUGAAACCCACGCCCACUCAUGCUGUCUGUCUACCGAUAUUCCAAAAAGGAUAUGCAUAUCCAAGUAGAGAACAUGCGGACAUAGUGUUCACUACCGAGGCAUAUACCCAACAAGAAGUCAACGAUCAGAGCCCUAAUCGAGCGAUAUAUGUCAAGAAAGAAAAUGACAAUGUCCCGAUCCAAUCAGAUAUGUGUAUGGAUUUUGCUAAACCGUAUACGAUGGAGUACGACAUUCAGGUUUGCAACAUCGGGCGGGUGUUUGGAGACUCCGUAGGGUAUAUGGAGAAGAGAUUUGCGGAAAGCUUAGGUUUGGCCAGGUCUGAGUGA
Messenger RNA from Pyrenophora tritici-repentis Pt-1C-BFP, 1245 nucleotides. Lineage: Eukaryota; Fungi; Ascomycota; Dothideomycetes; Pleosporales; Pleosporaceae. The record is from RefSeq and is a predicted model, not a curated record.